AUGCCGACCAAACGCGCCAGCUCGCCCGCCGCCUCGAAACCGACUCCUCGCAAGCGCGCUCGCCCGUCCGCAGACGCCGCGAGCAUCCGGGACUGUGCUGGGCACGGCGAGUGGAUCGACUGGCCCGCGCCGACGAGCCAGAUGGACGCGGCGCAGGACUGGAUUCGGGAAUGCGUCGAGGGCAAGCACCGUGUCGUCAUCUGCCCGGACAAGGACGCAGACGGACUGUCGUCGGCUGUCGUCCUGUCGAUCGCCCUGCGCGCCCUCUCGCACCCUCCUUCCCUCGUCGAGAUCUACCACCUCCCCCGCGCGCUCAACAUCCAUGCCCCGGCCGCCCAGUCCGACAUCCUCGCCACCUUUGCCUCGAGCGGUGGCCCGACCCGCUGCAUCGUCCUCGACCAGGGUUCGCGCCCGGGCCCGCCCCUCCUCCCGCUCGACAGCGGGUGCGAGACGCUCAUCCUCGACCACCACCUGUGCGACGUCUUCCCCGAGGGCGCCCAGGUCCUGUCGGCGUGCCACUCGCUCCCCGUCGCGACGACGUCGCUCCUCGCGUACGAGCUCGCGGCGCGGCUCGUGCCCUCGCUGCGUGGCUCGCGCCCGGCGAGCAUGGCCGCGCUCGUCGGCGUGUACGGCGACCUCGGCGGGAGCAAGAUCAAGUUUGGCGUCGAGAGCGAGGGCCCGUGGCACGCGAGCCUCGCGCCCGUCGAGAAGGCCUUGACCAAGAGCGCGCUCGGCAAGGCGGUCGCGCUCCUCAACGCGCCGCGGCGCACGCCCCAGUUCAACGUCGCCGACGCGUACGAGGCGCUGCAUGCGGCUGGUGGACUCGGGCUCAAGCGCGUCCUGCAGGACGACAAGCUCCUCGAGGCCAAGGAGCGCACGAGCGCCGAGACGAGCCGGUGGCAGGGCGCGCCUCCCGUCUUUUCCAAGGACGGAAAGAUCGCCGUCGUCACGGUCGACUCGGGCUACCAGAUCCACCCCGUCAUCGCUACAAGGUGGUGCGGCACGCUCCGCAAGGCCAAGACGCUCGUCUGUGUGAUGUGCGCCAACACCGGCUUCACGCCCGGCUUCGUCCACUUUUCCUGUCGCGCUCCUCGCCGCGACUCGACCUCCUCCUCCUCCUCCGACCCAGUCGACCUCAUCGCCUUCCUGCGCUCCCUCGCUCCCCUCUGCGACGCCCUCUCGCCCGGCUGGUCGACCCGCGUCGGGCACGAUUUCGCGCGCGGCCACCGCGAGGCGACGGGCGGCAUCAUCGCGCGCGACGAGUACGACGUGCUCGUGCGCGCGUGCGAGGUCGGUGUCAAGAAGGAGAGGACGGCGUCUCCGGCCAAGAAGAGUGCGUGCGGCAAGGGGGUCAUCGAUGCGGGCAUGAAGAAGGGCGCGCUCGAGGGGUUCUUCAAGCCGGUCGCCAAGGCGGGAACGCCGUCGCCGGCCAAGGGCAAGGCCAAGAGCGAGGGAGCGGAGGGCAAGGAGGUCAAGUAG
Rhodotorula graminis WP1 is the source of this 1479-nucleotide messenger RNA. RefSeq lists its product as uncharacterized. The transcript is spliced from 5 exons. The record is from RefSeq and is a predicted model, not a curated record. NCBI's taxonomy places the organism in Eukaryota, Fungi, Basidiomycota, Microbotryomycetes, Sporidiobolales, Sporidiobolaceae. Bases 1 to 1479 code for a protein of 492 amino acids.